GAAAGCACGAGUAAGGGGCGUGAAGCACGGUCACGUGACCAGGAAACGUAAAGCGAGUUUGUUUAAGGACUGUGUGUCGCAUUCAAUAGCACGAAUACUCCACUGUCUUCACAAUAAAGUACAGGCUUGUAAGACAGCCAGAAGCCAAAAGCAGGAGAAUAUGAUGAUGUGGAUCUGAUUCCCAGUUAAUAUGAGGCUAUUGUCCCUGCUGUUUGUUUAUUUAUUAGUUCUUGACUCUGAAGGUGCUGUGCCAGCACCAGUAAACGCUCAUGUCAUGUCAAACAACUUCAUCCACAUCUUGCAGUGGAGUCCAGGAAAAGGGACACAACCUGGAACAGUCUACGAAGUGAAAGUUGGUAAUAAUGCUAUACACAACAUCAGCGUUACAUCAGUUAACAUCUCCGAACACAUGAAAGACAAAUACAAAUUAUAUAUAAUCUGGCUUUCGGCGUCAUUUGGGACAAGCUCAUCGUCCAAAGUUCAAAUCUUUUUUACGCCAUACACAAGCACCAUUAUUGGGCCUCCCAUAUUAUCUCUGUCUGGCUGUGGUAACUGUCUGAAUAUCAGCAUUGAGCUACCAAAUCGCCAGAGUUCCUCUAACUUUUACAACGCUAUAAAUUUUUAUAUACUCUGGGGGAAAGUCAAAGAUGAGAAGGAUGACUGCCACAGUCAAAUUAACAAUUUCCAGAGUAAAAAGUCGGUGCCGUAUUCGUACACUCUUGCUAAUCUCCAGCCGGGUGAGCGCUACUGUGUGCAAGCCCAGCCGAAGGUCAGAAGCUUACCUGAACAUAAGCAACUGAACUCCUGCGCCUGUGAAUUCACCAGUCGAAUAGAGCCUCGAGGGGGGGCGUUCCUGACUGCUUGUGUUGCCAGCUCUGUACUGCUGGGAUUGAGUUUUCUGACUUUCAUGUUCUUCCUGGUCUACACUGGCUUUCUGUGCAAGCCCAACAUCAGACUUCCCAAAGCACUGAUUCUUGUUCCUGGCUACUUCCUGUCCCCGGAGGAGCUGUUAAUAUCAGUGGCUGAAUUAGAGAACAACAUACAGAUACAGAAGCCUGAAGAUCAUCAGCACAAGAAAAAGAAAAAAGGAAAAGAUCUCCACAAGCAGAACAAUGAUGAUGGUGAUGACGAUGAUGAAGAUGAUGUAGAUGAGGAUGAUGACAAUGAGGACGAAGAGAGCAACCAUGGCUACAUGGACCGAGGGGUUCCCAGCGAGUCAGUGAGCACUGACGAAGGGAGAUCAGCGUCUGAUUGUGAAGCUGCAGAGAAUCCGAAAGGAUGCAGCUUCGAGGACACUCUCACACACACCACAGACACUUUAAUGCUCUCACAGGUUCAGUACAAAGGGGUCAAACAAACUUAUAGCCUAGGAGCUUCACUUGAUCCAGUUAUGGAAGCCUUAAUUCCUCCCAGUACAAAAGGAGGAGAAAAAUUAGGAGAAGAAAUUAAGAAAAAAGAAGAGGAAGAGAAAGACUGUGGGAAUGUUAACCUGUGGUCCGUGGUGUUGAAGUCCAUGCAACCGGAGGAAGAGGAGGCAAAAGACCCGAAUGAUGUCAAAGAGCCUCUGUUACCUUUAUUACUUAAAGAAUUAGGAGAACAUCUGCAGACAGGAAGUUCUUCAGAACUUCACACUGCUCUUUUAUGUCACACACAGACUGAAGCACAGAGCAGUCAAGAAGAGGAACUUGAUGACAUUUCUGAUACGAGUGUGUGUGACCACAUGCAAACAGGAUACAUGGCAUCACACACAGGUGCAAUAGACACAGAAUACUGUUCAUUUGAGGACAAAGAGGAGGAUUGUACUUCAGGCUACAUGACCAGAUGAAGAAGUUGUAGUGCUUUUUGUCAGUAACAUGGACUGUUUUGUGUGUUCAAGGCUGCAUUUAUGUGCAUUUUGCCGAAUAAUGUUCUGAGCUCGUAGCAUGCUGUCGUCUGCUGGAGUGGACCUGCUUCACAUGAAAUGAUUCUUUUCUCUUGGUAGAUUUUACUGUUAUAAUGAUUUGUAAAGAGUAUAUGCUCUUAGGUUACUGCCUCUUGUUUCCAGGGACUAAAAUUGGGCGUGUCAGGGAUUAGAGGUGGGCGUGUCCAGGUAUUAGAGGUGGGCGUGUCUAUAGACUAAAGGUAGGCGUGUCCAGGAAUUGUAGGUGGGCGUGUCUGGGGACUAAAGGUGGGCAUGUCCAGUGAUUAGAGGUGGGACUAGAGGCACACACUGACAUGCGAGCGUCUGUUAACUCGGCUAGUCCGAUGAUUGUGUCCAAUGAUUACGUGUUCGUUUGUGGUGCCACACAGCCGGAAGGCAUGAAAACAGCUGGCAGAUGCUAUAAUCAUGAUCAUUAAAGAGCUUGUGGCUGAUGCUCUGUACAGUAACUGCAGCCAAACCUGCAGCAUCUCACUGAACCCUUAGAGGUGUUGUGAUGUUUACAUGAUCGUUUAUAUUAAUAUUUUCUGGAUUAGAACAAAAUCCUUAGAAACGAUAAGAGGGAACAAAAAUCAUAACUUUCACAAGACACACUGACACACACCCCUAGCUUAAGUAAAUUGUUGUUGUAAUCAUGAAAAUGUUUUUUUUAGCAGGCAUGGUGAUGGAUCAGAUCCUCUGUUUUAAUAUGUUUUCUGUACAAGUUAUGCAUAAGUAAUACAGAGUGAUGUAGAGGUGAUGAUUUUCUUUUGCACAUAACCCUGGCAGGUGAUUCUGUCUCGCUCUCUUUCUCUUUCUCUCUCUUUCUCUAGCCCAUACUCCCUUUCACUCUCUCUUUUCCUCCCUCCCUCUCUCACCAUCUUUCUUUCUUUCAUCUCUCUCUCUCUCUCUCUCUCUCUCUCUCUCUCUCUCUCUCUCUCUCUUGCUCUCCCUCACUCUCCCUCCAUCCCUCCUUCUCUCUCAGAUAUGACACACAUCUGCGAUUCCUAAACUUACCUAAAAACACCUAUAGAUUUACACAUUUCACCUGGUUCCCUUUUUAUCACAGGAUCAUAGAAUAAACAAACAUAUUGCACUGCAACGCUGUGUGUCAUGCUGGAAAUAGAAUGAAUGUAAAACAUAAUUCCUUUUUAAUUGUGGGAUUUUAUUUAUUUAUUGUUUUCUAAAUUGUAAUGUUUUGGUUGUCUUCUACAACAUAGACUACUCAUAAACCCCUCAGUUUAUGGGCAGUUCUUGUCAUUGUGUUUGUGAACUGAUGCUUAUCUGAAUCUAUAAAUAUGUCAUAAAUAAAUGGCUGAAUGAGUAA
Tachysurus fulvidraco (yellow catfish) is the source of this 3224-nucleotide messenger RNA. RefSeq names its product cytokine receptor family member b1 (gene crfb1). Gene Ontology annotation, molecular function: protein binding. The transcript is spliced from 9 exons. The record is from RefSeq and is a predicted model, not a curated record. The coding region runs from base 191 to 1825 and encodes 544 amino acids. Lineage: Eukaryota; Metazoa; Chordata; Actinopteri; Siluriformes; Bagridae.